Messenger RNA from Aspergillus uvarum CBS 121591, 1027 nucleotides. Its product is annotated as GroES-like protein. Gene Ontology annotation, molecular function: alcohol dehydrogenase (NADP+) activity. Lineage: Eukaryota; Fungi; Ascomycota; Eurotiomycetes; Eurotiales; Aspergillaceae. Gene Ontology annotation, biological process: alcohol metabolic process. The record is from RefSeq and is a predicted model, not a curated record. The transcript has 2 exons. The coding region runs from base 1 to 849 and encodes 282 amino acids.
AUGUCUGAAUCAACCCCAAAGUUCGAAGGAUGGAUGGGCCUCGACAGAGAAUCGGCUCGGGGCCAAAUGGUUUGGCAAUCUUUUAAGCCAAAAACAUGGGAAGAAUCAGACGUAGAUAUUCGCAUCAGUCACUGUAGUGUCUGUGCUUCUGAUAAUUGUGUCUUACGAAGCGGCUGGCGUCCAACUCCAUACCCUUGUUGCGUCGGCCACGAAAUUGUUAGCAUUGUUGUUGGAGUCGGAUCGCAAGUGAAAGGACUUGAAAUCGGCGACCGCGUGGGUGUCGGCCCCCAGAGUGACUCAUGCCGCGGUCGUGUGGACGGCCAUUGUGUGCAAUGCAGUACCGGAAAUGAGAAGUACUGUACCAAGUUGUGGACAGGUACAUAUGCAGGUCGUUAUCUAGACGGGAGCAUGUCCUAUGGCGGAUAUGCGCUCCACAAUCGGGUGCCUUCCCACUUUGCAGUCAAAAUCCCAGAAGCGCUCUGGGCCAUUCCCAUCCGAAUUUUAGUAACCCAUGAUAUCAAUGCAAGGCUGUUCCUCAUCAUAAUCAUCUGCAGCCAAAAUCAAUCGAUCGCGCACUCUAGGAUGAGGGAAGAAGUCCAACCAAGGGUGAUGUGGCACAGCACGCUGUAUGGCAGUUGGCUGCAGGUAGUUUGGGGUGGCUCGAUCGGAAACCUUUGGCUGAAAUGUGCAAAAUGGAGACACUACAUCAGCGUGCAUCCAUCCUUUGACAUCCAUACCAAGCGCAUUCAUGUCCUCAGCGAAUGCACGGUAUACAUUAACUUUGACCAUUUAAUGAUCAUUGAGUGUGCCCCAUGUUCUGGUCAAGCCAAUAACAAAGGCUUAGAAUAAGCUUGUUGGUUAACACAAUUCUGCAAUCCUACGCCUCUCGGCCCUUAUGUCCCGGUGCAGUAGCUCAUGCACACCACUGCCUUCUCUUGUUGUUUGUACAUGAGCUUGUUGGGCACCAUUUGCUGACAUAGUGUAGUGGCGGUGGGUCAGAUAUCGGUGAAUCUAGCUAGGAAGUGGG